Molecule: messenger RNA, 864 nt
Organism: Laetiporus sulphureus 93-53
Lineage: Eukaryota; Fungi; Basidiomycota; Agaricomycetes; Polyporales; Laetiporaceae
Exons: 4
Coding region: 1-864 (287 amino acids)
Cellular component (GO): membrane
Source: RefSeq, a predicted model, not a curated record
AUGACAUCCAGACCGCAGACCUUCACGAAGGUCGACCUUACUCCAAGGAGGCACCAUGGCUAUGCCAUACUAUUGUGCAUUAUGGGCACGUUGUUCCCUCCUCUAGCCGUCGCUGCGAGGUUUGGUAUCGGAUCCGAUUUCUUUCUCAACUUGCUGCUUACAAUCUGCGGCUACAUACCUGGUCAUGUUCAUAAUUUCUACAUUCAGAACAUCCGCAACAAUAAGAACCACCGACGUACACCGAAAUGGGUACAGCGAUACGGCCUUGUCGAUACGUCCGAGAUCAGACGCAAGGAACGGCGAUCGCAAUGGGCCAACCGAUAUAACGAACGCCUCCCAUCCUCGAGCUUGCGAGAUCAGCCGUAUGCACAAGGGGAGAUUGCUGGCUCAAACCCCAGUCUUGCAUCCAAUGAGGGGGGAGAGACUCGUCCGAACGCAAGUGCCAGUGGAGAGUUCUGGAAUCGGAGCGAAGAGCACUACUAUGGGGCAAACGGGGAUCGUGCGAGCGUAGAGUCAACUAGUACGAGAUGGCGCUAUCCUGCCAAUUUUGAGGACGCAACUCCGCCGGCGGAUGGGCAGAAGAAGAAUCGGAGGAAGAAGAAGGAUAAGAAGGACCGAUGGGCAAGGACAGAGGAUGCAUAUUCCAUUGCAGAUACAGAGUCAGGAACGCAUGGGAGGAAGUCAAAGAAGAAGAGCCGUACCGCGACAGUCGACUCUGAUACCUGGUCGCACGAUCCACCGGCAGAGUUGCCUGAGGAUCCUGAGGGCGGUUUCUAUGCAGAACCGAGGGAGGAGAGGGAGGAUCGCACGCCGACUGGAAGCAGUCCCUUGAACGAUGAUGAUAUCCUCAACCAAGAGGUGUAG